Gilbertella persicaria is the source of this 2836-nucleotide messenger RNA. RefSeq names its product rab-GTPase-TBC domain-containing protein. The record is from RefSeq and is a predicted model, not a curated record. The transcript has 7 exons. Bases 330 to 2753 code for a protein of 807 amino acids. Gene Ontology annotation, biological process: intracellular protein transport; activation of GTPase activity. NCBI's taxonomy places the organism in Eukaryota, Fungi, Mucoromycota, Mucoromycetes, Mucorales, Choanephoraceae. Gene Ontology annotation, molecular function: GTPase activator activity.
AAGGAAAGUAUUUUAUUGGGCCAAUAUUUAAGAUUGAGUCUUACAAUCAUUUUGUGUUCUAUAAAAAGUUUAAUAUGAGUCUAAUCUUGAUGCACUUUUUUUUUGUAGGACAACAAUAGCGCCUAUCCAUUAAAAAAAAAUAGAGGGAUUUUCUUUUUCGCAAUAAAAACCGUGAAACAAUAACAAUUGAAUGAGUCUUUCUUCGGUUGACAUUUCAAUCACAACACUCUUUAAUUAAGAGUCAGCUUAAAAGGCUUAUUUUUUUUUCUUUUUACAUUUCUUGCAUUUUUUUUGUACUCUCUCUCUCUCUUUUUUUUUAUACAACUUUCAUGGAGUCUACAUAUAAAGAAAGGUUGAAAUAUUUUCGAUCAGUACUCAGUGUUGAAGAUGUCGAACAAGACAGUGGAGAGAAGUGGACUCCUGUUAUUGACAUGAAGUCGUUUCGAGAAGCAUGCUUCCAUGGCAUACCUGACGAAUCUGGUCUUCGCUCUACAGCUUGGAAAGUGUUGUUAGGCUAUUUGCCUCCCGAUAAAAGGAUGUGGGAAACAACACUCAAAGACUCAAGACUCAACUACUAUAACUGGGUCAAAGAUUUAUUAGAAGAGCCUGGAGAAGAACCACCAUCAAGUGAUCAUCCUUUAAGUGCUGAGCCGGGAUCGAAAUGGGCGACUUGGUUUCAAGAUAACACUAUUUUAGAGCAGAUAGAUAAAGAUGUUAGACGCACCUUACCGGACUUUGCAUUCUUCCAGUUACAUGUACCUGCGAAUCCUUUAAACCCUCUCUCGCCUCCUCCUCUUAAUGCAGCAGCAACAAUAGUCGAAGAAAAUUAUCACGAAUCGGAUCCUCUUUCUGCCGUAAUUGCGGAGGAAAUGCCGACCGAAAAAGAAUCAGUAGCAAGACGAUUUUCGUUUGGUUUGAUGGGUAGACCACGCUCUUCUUCAGCCGCUUCUAGAAAAUCAUUAAAAAUGAUGAACAAUACAAGUAAUUCCAAUAUUACUAGUCCUCCAAAUUCUCUUUUGCCUACAUCAGCAGCUCCAAAUGGACAUACAAUUGAUAAGAGGGCACGAUCUAACUCUAGAAGUUCAGUCAGAUCAUUUUCUUCUGGUAUGCUUGAUACAGGAUCAGACAUCAUUUCUACACCACGUAACAUUGUCAGAAAGCUAUCUACAGCAUUCACUUCAAAGAGUAACAGCAAUUUUGCAUCUAAAUUUAGUGGUGGUACACGCAAACCUCUUUUGGAACCCAUUUGUUCAUACAUUCCUACACGUCGUUCCUUGUUUCGACGUAUUGCUCAUUUGAAUGAAGAAAUUGGCAACAGAGAACAUCAGGAUAAUGGAACUGAGCACAAAACAGGCAAGAAAGCUACUGAUGCAGACACAUAUGUCAUGGACUAUCAUUGGGAAGCUAUUGAACGCAUUCUUUUCAUUUAUGCCAAAUUAAACCCUGGUGUAGGGUACGUUCAAGGCAUGAAUGAGAUCUUAGCACCUAUUUAUUAUGUAUUUGCAGCCAAGGCAGCCGAAGAUGACCCUGAAUCACAAGCCUAUGCUGAAGCAGAUGCCUUCUUUGUCUUUACUACGCUUGUUUCUGAUGUACGAGACCAUUUUGUGCGUUCUUUGGAUCAAGACGCAACCACAGGUAUUAACGCAACCAUGUGGCGUAUGAGUCAACGACUGGCAUGGUUUGACCGACCCUUGUUUCGUGAUCUGAGCAAAAAGGACGUUAAGGAGCAAUAUUAUGCAUUCCGUUGGAUUACCGUCCUUUGUUCUCAAGAGUGGGAUCUUCCUGAUGUAAUUCGUUUAUGGGAUUCUAUAUUGGCAGAUCGAGGAAUGCAGGAGGCAUCCGAAGAGGGACGCUUUGAAUUCUUAUUGGAUUUUGCGGUGGCUAUGCUUAUAUGCAUCCGUCAAGAACUCAUUCAAGGUGAUUUUGCAGAUAAUAUGCGUAUAUUACAAAACUAUCCCAUUGAUGAUAUGCAAGUAGUAAUGAAUUCAGCAUACUCUAUACGGGAAGCACGAUUGCAAGCAAUUGCAUCGGGCAGAAUUAUCCCUGGCGUCAAUGAUCGAAGAAGCAGUGGAUUGUUUAGUGUGGAUUAUAGUGAUGCAUCCUCUAUUUCAUCUACUGGCUCUGGCAGUCGGUUAAAAAAGCUUAGAGACACGACUGAUAUGGCUCGCGCCAGUCUUGACUCACUCCGAAGGGGCUCCAAGGAAUCCUUGGACGACUUGUUUAAGCGCGGACUAUCCAUCACACGUGGCACAAGUGAAGAAUUGGAUCGCAAGCGUGCCUCAACAGGAGAUAUGUCACGUAGUUUAUCUCAACGACUUGGUUUUGCCAACAGCUUGGCUGCUAAAAUGAAGCGUACUUCCUCUUUGCGUUCUGCUCACUCAGAGAGACAAAACAUUGAAGAACAGAUACAUCAAGAUUGGUUACUGGCUAAUCAAUUAAAUGCUGCAGAAAACUAUCAUACCCAGUAUCACUCUAGAAAUAACUCCAUUGCAUCAAACUCAUCUAACGCAAGCCUUCCACGGACUAGUUCUCUUAUCAAUCGUUUUUCACAAUUUGUGUCAAGUAAACCAGUUGCACCUUACAGAAACCAACCUUUACCACAAAAUCAACAAGAUAACACAAUGAAAAAAGUAAACUCUCCUUAUUCACCAGUUUCAUUACAAAGCAAGCAAGAUAGACAGCAACAACAGCUGACAAAUGGUCUAAAUACGCGCCAAACUGUUGUUGGUGCUUAUAAUAGAGACUAUCUUUAAUAUAUAUAUUUAAUAAUCAUUCAUGUAUUUUAACUGUAGUAUAGCUAUCUAUUCAAUAAAUUUGUUUAUAUGCAAUCUAUACA